UUCUAGGUGUACACCAGAUAUGGGAAAUGUUACACUUUUAAUGGCAACAAGACCACAUCCAGGAAAACCAAGCAGGGCGGAAUGGGAAACGGACUGGAGAUCAUGUUGGAUAUUCAGCAAGAUGAGUAUCUGCCCAUAUGGAGAGAGACAAAUGAGACGUCCCUGGAGGCCGGCAUUCGAGUUCAGAUCCACAGUCAGGACGAGCCUCCCUACAUCCACCAGCUGGGUUUCGGAGUCUCUCCGGGCUUCCAGACCUUUGUUUCAUGUCAGGAGCAGAGGCUGACCUACCUGCCCCAGCCCUGGGGGAACUGCCGUUCCACCGGCAAAGAGAAGUUCCCAGGGUACGACACAUACAGCAUCAGCGCCUGUCGUCUGCUUUGUGAGACCAACGAGGUGCUGCGAGUGUGUAGCUGCAGGAUGGUGCACAUGCCUGGAACUGCAGAUAUCUGCCCUCCCAGUAAAAUCAACUGUGUUGACAAAGCACUUGCUCAGCUACAGAAGAACAGUGGGGAUACCUGUCCAUGCGAAACGCCCUGUAAUCUCACCCGCUACGGUAAAGAGCUCUCCAUGGUCAAAAUCCCCAGCAAAGGCUCUGCUCGCUACCUCUCCAGGAAAUAUGACAAGUCAGAGGACUACAUCAGAGAUAACUUCCUGGUGUUGGAUAUCUUCUUUGAAGCUCUGAACUAUGAAACCAUCGAACAGAAGAAAGCCUAUGAUGUGGCCGGUUUAUUAGGGGACAUCGGUGGGCAGAUGGGCUUGUUCAUUGGAGCCAGUAUCCUGACAUUCUUAGAAAUACUGGAUUACAUCUAUGAGGUGAUCAAACACCGGCUACAACGUCUGCUGAGGCCGCAGAAAGACGACAAGAAGAACAAACAGCAGACCAGCACUGUAGCAACAGUGGGUCUGGAGGAGAUGAAAGCAAAGGAGCCCAAUGACAUGACGCGGAGUCAUCCGGAGGGGGCGUACGCCAACACCAUCCUGCCCAUGAACCACCACCCCCACCCCCACCACCAUCACACAGGGCACCAUGGAGUGUUUGAGGACUUCGCCUGCUAGAGCCGACCAUCAUCUCCAGUCCUGGUGACACCAAAAGAUCAAAGUGUGUGUGUGUGGUUCUCGCUAACAGAGCCUCGGCGUUUCUUGUCAGUCCUUUGUUGUCACCAGUGAAAAAGCUACAGCCAAAG
This is a messenger RNA of Sphaeramia orbicularis (orbiculate cardinalfish), 1184 nucleotides long. Its product is annotated as acid-sensing ion channel 4-A-like. The transcript has 9 exons. The coding region runs from base 82 to 1056 and encodes 324 amino acids. Gene Ontology annotation, cellular component: plasma membrane. Lineage: Eukaryota; Metazoa; Chordata; Actinopteri; Kurtiformes; Apogonidae. The record is from RefSeq and is a predicted model, not a curated record. Gene Ontology annotation, molecular function: ligand-gated sodium channel activity. Gene Ontology annotation, biological process: sodium ion transmembrane transport.